CAAGAGAGGCAGAGCAGAGGGUUUUUGUCUCUCCUCCUCCUGCUCCUUUCAAUUUCUCAAUAGCAGUUUCCUCACUCAGGAUUGGCGGUGGAUUAUCGGUAUUCACGGGUUUCUUUUCUGCUGAUGGAACUACCGCCUGGAGGUGUAAAUACCCAUUUCGUGAAUUUCAUGGGAAUUGAUGGUAGAUUUGGUUAUUCGUAUUGAGAUUGCUUGUGUUGAUUGUUUUAUGCUUGUUUUGGUAUGAAUCAGAUCUCUAUGGAUGAGCACGUGGUAUAACUCAAUUUCUGUCAUCCCUCUCUGGCGGUUUUUGGAAUUGAGGUUUGAGGUUGAAAUUUUCUGGUAUUUGGGUUCGAUUUGCCAAGUGGGUUUCUAAUUUUUUUCUUUUCUUUCGGGGUUUAAGCAAUCAGGAUUGUAAAUUGACAGAUAGAAGAAAGAUUUUAAUUCCAGAAGAAGCCGUCUGGUUUACAUGGAAUUUGUGUUUUUAGUCUGAGAAGUUUACCUCAGGUUUCCCGAUAGUUUUGGUCUUUUGAGGAUGCAUCUAUUUUUUGAUUGGGAAUCAUAGAAUUCCUUGUUCUUUUUGUUUGAGGAGGAUUGGAUAUUGGGAAAGAAUGGAAGAAGGGAUGGACUUUGUUAUAGGGACUGAGGAUAUGCACUUAGAGGAUGAGAUUAACCCUGAAGAGCCUUUGCACACUGAAAUGGAAACUGAGGGGGCUGAAACUGAAACUCCUAAAAAUGAAAUUCGAGGCUUUCUGCAGGAAAAAGGUGAGGGAAGUAAUGUUGUAUUCUCAAGAGAAGCACCUCUUAUAAGUAAAGAGUCAAGAACAGCUGGUGGUUGCAGUUGUGGUGUGAAAAAACUAAAAUCCAGGGAGGUUGUAGCGAAUUCUGAGCUUGGGAAAAAGGAGAAAUCUGGGCAUGAGAAGAAACUUAGCAAACAAGAUAGGAUUGAGUUGGGUCGGUUGUUUCAGGGUGCUAUAAGUUCACAUGACUGGGAACUUGCAGAGAGUUUAAUUUUGUCAGCAGAUCCACAAACUCUUAAUGAUGCAUUGUGCAUAACUCUUGAUGCCAUCUGGUUUUUGAGUACACAGCUGGAGCUUUAUGGGAUUACUGGAUUGAUUAAGAAGAUCAUUGUGAAUGGUGCUUAUGACUUUACAAGAGCUGCUCUUAGGACUUCAUUUCUUGCUUCUUGUGUCUCUGCUUGCCAAAGUCGAACGAUGAGUCUUGCAGACACAGUGACUGUCAUGGCUCACAGGUUGCACGAGCGUCUCCAAGAAUGCAAUGGGGAUGAGGUGUUGAAGGCAGAAGCUGGUGCCAAGGUUCAAAAGUUUACUGAAUGGGCUUUGAAAUGUAUAGGCUUCCAUUCUCGUUGCCAAGAGAAUAAGGAUAGAGUGGAUCACUACUCAGCUGUUGAGAUCCAACUACAGUUAUCUGCAUUCAAGACAUUCUUAGAUCUUGCAGGCAAUCAUCUCACAGGAAAGGAUUUUACAGAGGCGUUUGAUGCAGCUUGUUUUCCUCUUACUCUCUUCUCUAGCUCAUUUGAUCCUGGUUGGGCAUCUGGGAUAUCAGCUACCGUGAUCCAAGGGUUAUUGGGUAUGUUGGUGGAAGGAGGUGCAGACAAUGUAAACCAGUGUUUCCUCGAAGCCUCUCGUUUUGGGAGUACAGAACUUGUGAGGAUUCUGUUGCAGAUUGCCCAGAGGAACAGCUUGGAUGUGGAUGUUGACCUUGCAUUAGGUUUUGCCUCACACUACUGCAAAAUUGGGACCAUGGAGUGUCUAGUGGAAGAGGGUAAUGCCAUAGCAUUUCUUGGCCCUUUGAUGAGAGCAGCUGAGAGGGGUUGCAUGCAGGUUGUCCAGUGGUUUGUGCAAAGGGGUUGCCGGGACAUGGAGCUCUGUCUAGCCCUAACUGCUGCUACUUCCAGUAGCCAAGUUGACGUUGCUGCUUAUCUCCUCCCUCAUGUCCCUCAGCAUGUCCUUGCGGCUCUUAGCAUUGAAAUCCUCAAGGCUGCUGGUGAACGAAGUGGUGGAUCUCUGGAUGGCGUGGCUUUUCUCCUCCGCUCUGAUUUCCUAGGUGAUCCCGCAGCCACGUAUGCUGUUGCAGAUAGCAUUGCUAGGUCUGAAGAUGAUUCAGUUCCUCCUGAACUGAAAGCUUUCCUUCAAAAGCACUGGUCAAAGGCAGCUUUCUUUGAUGGAUUAAACCAAGGCCAUGAACAUUACGUGAACUUUAUGAGGAUUUUGAAGCUGGGAGGAUCUCCCAUAUCCCUAAGUGAUCUCCCAGCACCAUUAAGGGUGGCAAUUGCGUACCUACCCCUAUACAGGGAGUGUCUUCAGGCAGGCGGUUGUUUGUUAUCACAAAGACUUCGGGGGCAGCUCGUUGAAGCCGUUCGAAGGCUUGGUGGUCAGGUCUUAGAAGAGGUACACCAAGGCAGAGAGCUGUUAGCAGUUUUGGAGCAUCACCUUCCUCCAUUUUUGGUUCAGGCUUCCAGUGUCGGGUAGUAAACCGAAUAGCCUUUGGAUAUUACCUCACUCUUUUUCCCUCUACAUUUCAUGUGUCAUAGGUAAUAAUAACAUUUUAGCUGCGGUUAAGAUGACAAGGUUAUGGUUUGUCAAAUUUUUCUUCCAUCAUGUGGUUUGCUUCAGCCACAGGUGUCUCUGCAUAUGUUUGUCACAUACCAUAAGUCCAAGUGAUGUAUGUGGUUCCAUCAUCUUGCAAGACACAGAGCAACUAUAUUCACUACAGGUUGAUAAUAUCAUGGGAAUGUAUAUUAUUAUUAUAAUUAAUUAAUUCUAUACUU
Rubroshorea leprosula is the source of this 2788-nucleotide messenger RNA. NCBI's taxonomy places the organism in Eukaryota, Viridiplantae, Streptophyta, Magnoliopsida, Malvales, Dipterocarpaceae. The record is from the annotation of a GenBank genome assembly.